AAAGUGCCUAAUUCUCCACCCUAUUCGCUUUUGAUGGAGCUUUCUAUCGACCAAUUGAUAAAAUGUGCUCUUCUGAGGGCGGGAAUAGGGAAAUUUAUAAUUUUGUUUUCGGGGGGGGAGGGACUUCCUUCAGGGUAGCAGUUGGAUGGCAGGCAGCUGCUGGGCUGACACGUAACUAAAGUUAAAGGUGCUGUGGAGGCCUCGUAGGGGGACUUGAGGAUUUACUUCUUUCUUAAGCGUCUUUGAGUUGCGUCGGAAAAAGUAGAAGCGUACAAGGUGAAACGAAGAACUGCGGUAUGGUCGUCUGCCUCGGUUGUUUUUGCACGUGAACAGGAGCGAGCCGCGAGCAGGAGUUUGACGUGAAGUCAAGAAAAUCUGAGCGGCGACUUUGAAGUCACAGGGGAGAUUCGUGAGUUGAUGUGGCUAUGCUAAGAUAAUGUACACACUGGGAAGUGUUAGCACUUCACUUGUUUUGUUUUUAGCUUAGAAAUGCUGGAGUGCGGGGAGGGGGGGUUUCCUUAGUCUACACCAGGAGGUAAAAAAGUUGUGUCGGAAGUUUCCAGCAGCAGAGACGGGGCUUCCUCGAGCAGACAGCGGGGAGGGGUGUGGGUCCAACAUGGGGAACGGGGUGUGCUCCCGCAGGCAGCGCAGGAUCUUUCAGUGUCUCCUGUUGCUCACCGUGGUCUGCGGGAUGAUGUACGGGGGGAUGAUAUCGUAUGAGAUGCACAGACAGCUCAAGAGGACGGAGGCGAUGGCGCUGAAGUACCAGCAACACCAAGAGUCUCUCUCGGCGCAGCUCCAAGUGGUGUACGAGCAUCGCUCCAGGUUAGAGAAGUCUCUUCAAAAGGAGAGGCUGGAGCACAAAAAGGCCAAAGAAGAUUAUUUGGUUUAUAAAGUAGAAGCACAACAGUCAAUCAACAAGGAGAAGCAAGACUCCAACAGCAGGUUCAACUCUCUCCAAGUGCAGCAUCAGAUGCUAAAGAAUCAGCAUGACGACCUGAAGAAGCAGUAUUACGAGCUUCAGGACCAGCACCAAGUCCAGGGCGAGGACCACAACCGACUGCUGGAUGAACACAGAGUGCACUUAGAGAAACUGCAGCAAACCAAAGAGGUGGAGGUCUCCCAGCUGAAAGAUAGUGUAUAUAACUUAAGAGAGGAAAAUAAACAGCUGAGGAAAGCCCACCACGACAUCCACACACAACUACAGGAUGCACAGAUUCGGCAUCAGGAUCUGAAGACAUCCCACGACCUGCUCGCACUGACACUGGAAGACCACAAGAGUGCGCUGGCUGCAGCACAGGUGCAGGUGGAUCAGUACAAGGAACUGAAAGAAUCUAUCAACAGGGUGCCUAAUCCAAGAGAGCCUGAAAGACACCCCUCACCUUUGCAGCCACAAGCAGCUGCCAUAGCACCCCAGCCCCAUGUCCAUGAAGGCCAGCAGGCCAACAUACUGGAUCAGGCACACAAAGAUGAGCCAGCCCACCAGGAAGACCAUCAGGACACUGAGUCCAGGUUACAGCAUCAAGAAGAAGAGGCACAUGCUCAGUCCCAGCAUGCAUUGUCAGAAAAAGAGGAGGAUGGAGAGGGAGAAGCAGAGAGGAAGAGGGAGCUGGCAGAGGAGGAGAUGGCUCAAGCUGGACAGCCUCAAAAGCUGGAGGAAGACCCCGAUCAGCCUCAGGACGAGCAACAGGAGGAAGCGGAGGAGCCUGAGCCGGAACAGCCAGAUGAGAAUGCCCUGGAUCAACAAAGACACCAGCCACAACCGGUUCCCCCUCAUCCUGAACACGAGGCCCACGCGCAGGUCGCACGUGUAAAAUCAGCAUACGAGCAGCAGCAGGAGCAGCAGCGUCUGGAGGCUCAGAGGGCCCAGGAGCGCAGGCAGAUCCAGCUGCAGCAGGAGGCCCUGCAGGCCCAGAGAGAAAGGGUGCUCAAGGAGAGGGCACAGAGGCUUAAGGCGGAACAGGAGAGGGAGCAUCAGCAAAACAAGGAGCUCGACAGAAGGGAGCAGCUGAUGAGAGAGGAACACCUAAGGAAGAGGACAGAGUAUGAGAAUAUGGACAACGACAUUGUUCAGGGAGAGGAGGGCCGGCACACUGAUGAUGAAGAAGAGAGAGAUGUUCACAUGUUACGCGAGGAGGAGGAGGAGGGACAAGACGCAGAUCACAGAGUGCCUCCACAUCAGCAGGGUGCUGCAGAGGGUGAGCUGGACCCUGAGGAUGACCCCAACAACCAAGGGGAAGAUGAGUUUGAAGAGGCAGAGGAUGAGCGACCGCAGAACAGGGUCACAGUAGAGGAAGAGGAGGUGGGAGAGGAGGAGGAGGAGCCUGCAGCUCCAGCACAGCACAUAGACACACACAAGAGGCCUGAACAACCUGCCGUGGAGGAAGAACUAGUGAUGGCCGGAAACCCAGAUCAACAAGAAGACACACUGGAUGACCAGUAUCAGGAGGAAGUAGAGGACGAGGCCCAGGAGGACAUAGCUGGUGGGCCGAAGAGAGAGGACGAGGUGGAGGAAGAAGGUGAAGAUCCAUACAACGAGGAUAACUUAGAACAGGAUGAAGUUAAAAACCAAGAAGGACCAAGAAAGGAAGGGCCUCAUGGUAAAGGACCAGAGAAUAACGAGGAAGAGAACUAUGAAGAGGAAGAGGAGGAAGCAGAAGAUGACACAGCUGGUCAUGACAAGGGAACCAAUCGGAGGGCAGAGAUGUGAGGCGGAUAUAGACUUGGACCCGUUGCAGUGCCUUUUCAGCUGCCCGUGGAGCCUAUCGGGUCUUUGCUUCACUUUUCUUUCCAAAGGAAUAAUCCCAGCCAUCUACUCAAAAGCCUUGUAUGGAAAAAUUGUGAUCUGAUGUCUGGAGGAUUGGCUGCUGUUCAGAAACUGUAGGGAUGGAGCUGAGCGGCUUACACUGUGGGGAUGGACAGAAACAGUCGGGGUGAAGUGGCAUGUAUACUGUAUUUUUUUAAUUGCUUCUCUGUCCUCUCACACGUCUGCCUGGUCGCCUGCUUGAGUUUUCAUCUGCAGUCAGGCAGAGAAUGUACUUUCACCAUGUGCUGUCUUUCAGUAUGUGUAAAGAAAGAUAAGUUAUGUUACUCUGAUGUCCUCAUGUUCACGCCUUUUAUAUGAGUAUUUUAUAGACAGUUGGAUUCUCUAUAGUGUUGAAAUUUUAAUUUACAUCUUGUCAUUCCAAUCGAGUUGUUUUCUGUUAUUUAUUGUUGAUUGUAACAUCUCUGACAAUCAUGAAAAGGUGCAAAAUAUCCUUUCCUUCUCCCUGACUGAACUGGCUUGUGCCAUAACUGCUUUACGUGCUGCUUGACGCCGAUACAAAGGAGUUUUUCACUGUAUGUUUCUACAGGUGUCGUUCAAAGAGACAUUUCUUGGUGGAAGUGUCACACUGACAUGUGCCUUUGCAUUCUUGUAAACCUCUUCUAGGUCUUAGUCACUUUCAAUUGGAAAAACAUAUCAACAAGACAGGAGCAAUAAGAGCAUGCCAGUUAGUGAUAAGCCUCUAGCAUAUUGCUUCUGCACAGCCUUACAUGGAGGACUGUUUAAUGUUAACUGCUGGUGUGAAAAAAAUUCACAAACUUUAUGCAAUUUUCUGCAAAACUUUUAGUAUACUGUGUAGUUUAAUACAAAUUGACAAUUUGUACAUUUUCCAGGGGUCAUAUUUGAUACAAAAAGUGGGAUGUCAUGAUAAAGGAACAUGUCUGUCACCUUAAACGGUGUGAGUGUGAAAUAAAGAGGUUGAAGGAUG
Molecule: messenger RNA, 3752 nt
Organism: Notolabrus celidotus (New Zealand spotty)
Lineage: Eukaryota; Metazoa; Chordata; Actinopteri; Labriformes; Labridae
Gene: golim4a
Product: golgi integral membrane protein 4a
Exons: 16
Coding region: 617-2710 (697 amino acids)
Cellular component (GO): Golgi apparatus; Golgi membrane
Source: RefSeq, a predicted model, not a curated record